AUAUAAACACCCACUACCUCUGGUCUUGCUUCAUAUUUUAAGCAUUUAGUUUCUUUCAUUUCUUUGCACAGAACUAGCUUCUUUCAUUUCUUUGCACAGAACUAGCCAUUCUUUCAACCUCUGAGGUAUAAAAAAUGGUGAGAGCUCCAUGCUGUGAGAAAAUGGGGUUGAAGAAAGGUCCAUGGACUGCUGAGGAAGAUCAGAUUCUCAUCAAUUACAUUCAACUUCACGGCCAUGGAAAUUGGCGUGCACUUCCCAAACAAGCUGGUUUACUGAGGUGUGGAAAGAGCUGCAGGCUCCGAUGGAUAAAUUACUUGAGGCCCGACAUCAAACGAGGAAAUUUCAGCAGGGAAGAAGAGGAUACCAUCAUCAAAUUGCAUGAGAUGUUGGGAAAUAGAUGGUCUGCAAUUGCAGCAAGAUUACCGGGGCGCACGGACAACGAAAUUAAAAAUGUUUGGCACACCCACUUGAAAAAAAGACUGAAGAAAAAUCUUGUCACAACAGAAAUCAAGGGAAGAUCCGUUGAUAUGUCUAGACUUGAUCACGAAUUAAAGACAGAUCAAGAAUUAGUCGAUUCAUCAAAUCUUGCAGCAGGAUCUGAUCAGACCGAGGAACAUAGACCAAUCUCACCGCAACAAUGUUCAAGUGACACCUCCUCUUUGAUCACAGGUGAUAUUGAUACCAGUAAUAACAUGUGCAUGAAGAUCGAGUCGUCGGAUGAUUUUCCUGAAAUGGAUGAGAAUUUUUGGUCAGAAGUAUUGUCUGCUGAUAAUUCAAGUGUGAGUGAUUUUUCGGCCAUUGGCACCGAGCAACAACUUCAAUUUCCAUUUUCUCCACUAGUAAUUGAGGUGGAACAAGUCUAUGCCACUAAUUCAAAUAUGUAUGAUAGCACUGAAUAUUGGCACGACCUAUUCACUAGAGCUGGGGGAUCACUAGAUUUACUAGAAAUUUGAACAA
Molecule: messenger RNA, 957 nt
Organism: Populus euphratica (Euphrates poplar)
Lineage: Eukaryota; Viridiplantae; Streptophyta; Magnoliopsida; Malpighiales; Salicaceae
Product: myb-related protein Myb4-like
Exons: 3
Coding region: 135-953 (272 amino acids)
Source: RefSeq, a predicted model, not a curated record